AUGGAACAUGGCGUGGAGAGCGAAGCCAUGAAACUCAGAGGAGAAGAGGGAGAGGAGGGAGAGGAGGGAGAGGAGGGAGAAGAGGGAGAGGAAGCUAAGUUCGACAUAGAAGACGUGGAUGGCUCUGAUGAUGAGGACGCCCUUGUCUCUCAGGACCACGAGGAGGAGGAGAACAGUCAACGACGGCAGCGCAGCAUUCGAUGGGAAGUCAAGGGUGACGCAUGCCCCUUUAUGCAGCUCCAGCAUGGAUCAAAAGUGCGACUGAAGGAGAAGCAUGUAGGAAGAUGGAAAAGCGUCGGGACAGAGGAAUCGUUGGUGUGGGGAGUGCAUUUCCUUGCGGUGCGAGUUGCCGGGCAGCGGGUGCUCACAUGUGGGGCAGGGGAUGUGGGGGGAGGAUGGAUGGUGGGGAUGUGCAACGAGAAGCUUGUCGGGCAGGACGUCACGGCCAUGACGGAAGACCCUUCGUCAUGGUUGGUCGCGAUCAUGAAUAGCGUGCGGGGGUCUCCCGGGAGGAUCGUGAUGAAACCGGCGUCGCUCUCUUCCUCCAAGAACCUCAUGUCGGCAGGAGCGAUGGGAACGAAAGGGGACGAGGUGACGUUCCCUCACGGCUCCUCCUUCCUUGCCGACGAUGUCGUGAUGAUGCGGGUCGACCUUGAUGCACGGUCAGUUGCUUUCUUUCACAACAGCAAGCACGUCAGGACCUUGUACUUGCGCAUGUGCGAUGUUCCAUGCAAGCUGAUGGUGGCGUCUGCGAGCUGCCGGGUAGAGUUUACACUCUUGUCACAAGAUAUGCUGAACGCGUCUGAUGUGGCGAGGGACAGGAAGCAGCUGGAACAAGCCUUAGUAGAUGGCGACUGGAGGCUGGCAGACAUGCUGGUGAUGAACGGGGCGAUGACAACGAGGGAGUGGCUGCAGGAGCUCGCGCUCGUGUCCCUGGGCAAAGUCUGCAGGACUCUUGACAACGUGAUGCACAAGGGCUACGGGUUGAAGGAGCUGCCGCUCGGGCUAUCCAAGAUCCUGAGCGAGGAGGAGAAGAAGGCUGUUGAGGAGGAGGAGGAGGAGGGGAGGAGGAAGAGAGCAGAAGGAGUGGAGAAGAGCGGGAGUUUGACCUGGCAUCCCUUGAUGUCAAGGGCCAACGAUUGCAAUGAAGAGUACCGGAGGGCAAGAAGUGAGGUGAAAAAACAUGGCACAACGAUGGUGGACGAUGACGAUGACGAUGACGAUGACGAUGACGAUGACGAUGACGAUGACGAUGAUGAUGAUGAUGAUGACGACGAUGACGAUGAUGAUGAUGAUGAUGAUGAUGAUGAUGAUGAUGACGAUGAUGAUGAUGAUGAUGAUGAUGACGACGAUGAUGAUGACAACGAUAACGAUGAGGAGAAGGAUCAUGAUGAUGAUUUCACAGACGAGCACAACAUUCUCGCUGACAGGAUGACGGAGGACUCCGUUGCCUCUGCUGGUCUCGAGGACUUCAGCCUCGUGCUCGACCGUCAGAAGGAGAAGAUGCGAUUAAGAUCGCUCUCCGAGGACCUCGACAGGAGGCUGGCAUUCUACCAGAAGGAACUUGCGGCAGCGGAGGAGAAGCUGAGCACGGCGAGGAUGGCGAAGGAAGAGGCGCAGAGGCUGUUGGACGCGAAGAUGAGGGAGAAGACGUCAAGGUUCUUAUCCUUGAACGCGCAGCUCCAGGAUGUCGUCUUUGAGAAGAGCGCAAAGCGCGUCACCUUCAGUGCUCCUGACGAGAAGGCCGCAUAG
Molecule: messenger RNA, 1752 nt
Organism: Guillardia theta CCMP2712
Lineage: Eukaryota; Cryptophyceae; Pyrenomonadales; Geminigeraceae
Exons: 7
Coding region: 1-1752 (583 amino acids)
Source: RefSeq, a predicted model, not a curated record